CGCGCACACACCGACACCCGCACACCGACGCGCGGUGACUGUGCGCCGCGUAUACAUGCAGAGCACCAGCGGCAGCAGCACCAGCAGGAGGUGUUCUCUCUGUUGCUCGGUGUGGUGGUGGUGGUGCUUCGUGUUCGGUUCGCGCGCGCCGACAGACGACACAUCUCCACGGCCGACGGACAGCGACGGACGCGGGCCCAGCCGGCGCGAAAUGGGCCGUGUUCUCUUGUAGCGAGACCGCCGCCGCCGCCGCCGAGUAGACGCCGCCGACCAGCGGGUUACUGCAGAGAAUGGCUAGUUUCAAGGAGUGGCCGUCGUUCUUGAUGGUAUUUUUGUUUGCGCACUUUGCUCAAUAUUGCUGCAAUCGACUUGAGGAUGAUGGGUGCAAUUAUAAUGGAAAUUCUCAACACAGAUGUAUUCCAAAAGUCAACUAUAGGCACAAAGAAAAAGAGGUUCUUGAUCAAAUUUUAGGUCCAGGAAGCUACGAUGCUAGGAUUCGUCCUUCAGGAGUUAAUGGCACAGGCGACUCUCCCUGCAUUGUGUUUGUCAACAUGUUGGUACGGUCCAUCAGCAGAAUUGAUGAUUACAAAAUGGAGUACAGUGUGCAACUGACGUUCCGCGAACAAUGGAUGGACGAGAGGCUAAAAUUUAACGAUUACAACGGUAAAAUGAAAUACUUAACUUUAACUGAAGCCAGCAGAGUGUGGAUGCCCGACUUGUUCUUUUCUAACGAGAAGGAAGGUCAUUUCCAUAAUAUAAUUAUGCCGAACGUGUAUAUCAGAAUAUUCCCUAAUGGAUUAGUGUUGUACAGUAUAAGAAUAUCACUUACUCUAUCAUGUCCAAUGAAUCUCAAAUUAUAUCCACUGGAUCGGCAAACGUGUUCACUCCGAAUGGUCAGCUAUGGUUGGACAACUGAUGAUUUAGUAUUUUUAUGGAAAGAAGGCGAUCCAGUGCAGGUGGUAAAAAAUUUACACUUGCCCAGAUUCACUUUAGAAAAAUUCCUCACGGAUUAUUGCAACAGCAAGACUAACACAGGGGAGUACAGCUGCCUGAAGGUGGACCUGCUGUUCAAGCGCGAGUUCAGUUACUACCUGAUCCAGAUCUACAUACCGUGCUGCAUGUUGGUCAUCGUGUCUUGGGUGUCGUUCUGGCUGGACCAGAGCGCAGUGCCGGCGCGCGUAUCGUUGGGAGUCACCACGCUGCUGACGAUGGCCACGCAGACGUCCGGCAUCAACGCGUCCCUGCCGCCCGUGUCCUACACCAAGGCCAUCGACGUGUGGACGGGCGUGUGCCUGACGUUCGUGUUCGGCGCCCUGCUCGAGUUCGCGCUGGUCAACUACGCGUCCCGGUCGGACACGCACCGGGACGACAUGAGCAAAAAGUGCGACCUGGAGCGCACCGUGUCCAUGGACGUCGGCGACUACGAGGACGGCCCGAAUUCGUUCAAUAUGGUGAGGUCGAAUAGUACGAAGCCGCUGAUGCGCCCCGAGCUGAUGAUGUCCCGGGACAAGAUGAGCCAGAUCAUCCACCAGGCGCCGCCGAUGGAGAAGAACUCGUGCUGGAAGUCGUGGAUGUCCAAGUUCCCGACCAGGUCCAAGCGCAUCGACGUCAUAUCCCGCAUACUGUUCCCGAUGGUGUUCGCCAUGUUCAACAUGUCCUACUGGUCAACGUAUCUGUUCCGCGAGGGCGUUGACGAGGACAAGUAAUUUAUUAUACAACGCCGAGUCGCCGCCACCACCGCCGUCGUUAUUAUUAUUAUUAUAUUAUUUUGAUAUUAUUAUUAUUAUUAUUGUCACCCGUCAAUUAUAAAUGACGCGCGUUUUGUGUAUAUUUGGAUUUCCGUUUUGCAUCAAACGAUUUCCAUUAUACGAUCUAUUUUGUUCGUUUAUUUUAUUAUUUGUCAUUAUUGUUAUUCUGUUCUAAUGGUUCAUCGAGUAUGUUUUUAUUUAUUUUUUUUUACACACGAAUCUCGUAGUUAUUGUGUAGCCAAAAUCUUCUCUCAACUUGAAGUGCAUUUACUCGCAUCGAUAUACAAUUAUUAUAAUUAAUAGUAAAAUCAACCAGAUCUCCCGAAAACUAUAAUAUAUGAUUAAUAAAAUAAUAUAAAUCGUGUCCACUCCACAUUAUUAUAUAUAUUGAUUACCAUCUCAAUCGAUAUUUUGUAAUUUUUUUCUACUCUCCAUGCUCAAUUUUACCUUUAAACGAAACCAUUUGAUUCAUUUGUUACACACCUGACAGAUACAAAGAGACAGGGUCCUUAUACGAAAUCUGUCGGGGAAAUCUGUUCGCGUGUCCGACGCGCACGAAUCGAUUCCAUCCAAAUUUAAUUUAUUGGAAGAGCAAGAGUUUUCUUACAUAUAAUAUACCAUGUUUAUACCUCAUCGUAGAAGUCAACACGAAACUCCGUCGGCAUUUUCCAUAACCCGUCGAAUUGCAACAUGCGCUGUCCGUUUCGUCAUUCCCAUUCGAGUUAAUUAAUUCAUUAAUUAAUUACAAACGCUCAAUGUCGUUUUUUUCUUCUGUUUUUCGUGUUUUUAGCCAUAUUUACUACCAUCAAGACGAUGAAGUAUCACAGCAAUUAAUAUAAUCCGUUUGCGUACGUAUCCCGAACAAUAUAAUAUGUAUAUGAGCCCUUUCCAGAUUAUACCGAUGAUUCAUAUGAGGUGCAAAAAUUGUAUAUACUGCGCCAUUCAAUAUUUGUUUUUCAUUGCAUUAAAGUUCAAUCUUUGUUUAAGCAAAAUUGCAAAUAUUAUAUUCUGUUAUAUUAUUACAACCAUAUUUAGUAAUUUUAUAGAAAUUAAUACAUGACUUAUACGGUUGUAGAUACGAUCUAAUGAGUCCAUAUAUGAUAUCAGAUAUUAAACAUCGUUCUCGGAUGUUAAUUACUCAUAUUUUAUGUGCAUACUAUAUUAUUUGUCAUCGAGACUGUAUCAUAUCCAUAUGCGCAAAGGCCACUGUGACGGCAUUAUAUGUAUGGUAAACAGUGUGUGAUGGAUAGUUCUGACCGAAAUCGCUGCCGGUUCGAUGACUUUAAAACCCGAUUAAUGUUUUUGUCUUAAAGUCAUUAAGCUACAGAUUAUUAAUGAAUUUGAUCGUUAACUUAAAAUCAUACGGGACUGGAAAAAAUAUAAGAAACACAAACCAAAAUAUAUCAAGUAUAAUUUUCCUUUAAUCGUAUAUUUCUAUUACUAAAUAAAAUGUGUUUUAAAAAUGUUCUAUUUUUCAUGACUUUUCAAACUUUUGUCGACGUUAUGAGUUUAUGACAUAUUUUACUGUUUUCGUUUAAACCAAAUUAAAUCAUUUUAUCAUUAUAUUCCAAGAAAAACUUCUCUCAUUUUUUUCGUAAUUCCACUAAAAUGUUCAAUUUAUUUGAAACAAUUAACAAUUAUUUAAUUCUUGUUUUCUUUCAUAUAUAUAUAUAUGUAUAUAUAUAUAUAAACCAAAUUCAGUUGACGAAAUCAAAGAUAAACAAACAACAACUGAUCAUCGUCUUUUUCCGUCCGCCAUUAACUUAUGUCCAUUUACACAAUCGCAUUUUCGUGGUCUAAUGGUCGUGGUUAAACUAUUUUUGGAAAAUAGAAACCUACACAUCGCUUACUUAUAUUAUAUAUAAGACACGCGCGUGUAUAGAACAAACGUCAUACGAUACAACAGCUAUAUCUAAUUCAUCUCACGUUGUCUUCGCGUAGCCCAUUUACGUCGGAUUAAAACUUUUCACGUCCCCUGGCAUAAUAUGCUGUACCGUUUAGUCUAAUAUAAUAUGAACACAUCCACCCCCGACCGAAGGUGUAUACUCAAUAGGAAUGUUAAAUCUAAAAUUAAGGUUUAUAUGUAUAUAUAUAUAUAUAUAUAUUAUACACAAUUUAUAUAAUUUACUCGAUAAGAUAAUAUUAUUAAUUUGUGUUGUUUAACACAUAUUACGCUAUAUCAUAAUGUAUAAUGUGAAUAUAAGUUGCCAGUAAAGAAUGCUUAAAAUGUGAUUUUUUUAAUAUCAAUACCUGGUUCACUAAACUAUGCAAUAGUCUUGUACUCGUUAGGUGAAACAAGUAUACCUGACCAUUGAGAUGAACUGCGUAGGUAUUACGCAUUAUUACGAUUGAUUUCAAAAAUCUCAUUUAAUAAUUUAAAUCAGUAAUCACUAAAUGAUAUAUAUUUAAUAAUAAGUAUUAUAUCAUAUAAUCAUUUACAUUACUGUAAAAAAGAAAAUAACUAAAAGUCUGACAUCUUACUUUGACUAUUUUUGUUUGUUUCGAUCAUGUAUGAAAUUAUUUCAUUUCUAUGACCUAUAAUAAAAAGUAUGUAGUAUGCACACAAAUUAAGAUCUGUUACAAAUAUUUAGAAAAACAUUUAAAAUGUAUUUGCUAUUAUGUAAUCUGAGUAAUUCACAAAAGAGCAACUUUUUAAAUAUAAUAUACUAAAAAUAUAACAGCUUAUAAAAUUUUCAAAAAACCUAAAAACCAACCAGUUUUAUGAUUAUUGUCAAUAUGGUUUCAAUAAUACAAUAAUAUAUAAAGUUAGUCAUUACGGAUAGUGAAUAACAUAAAAAGUAUCCGACCUAACAGAAAAUGUCUUUAGAAUAGUUUUUAAUUUAAAUCAAUUUACUGUUCUUGUACCCAUCUAAUUAACGUUUCCAUUUUCCACCUAUUAUGUUCAUGUAUCUAUAAUAUUUUAUAGAAUUAUCUUUUCGAUAUUAUCGUUGCCAAUUUCCAGUAACAGCAGAUAUAGAUGUAAUAGGUAAACGAACGGAAAAUUUUUUCUAUUGAUUUAAAUUUUAAAACCUCAUUAUUGAAACCUAUAAUGUAGGUUCGCGCGCUCCAUUCAUUAUGUACCUAGAUAUAGGCGCCAUUAGUCAUAAUUACAAUUUAAAAAUAAAUAAAUAUUAAAUCUUAAAAAUAAAUAAAUAUUAAAUCUUCGUGAUGGAAAAUUCCACGUUAAGUGUGAGCACCAUACACGGAAAAUAUUUUUGCACAAUGUAAAUUAAUGUAAAGUUAAGUUUUUAAGUAAGGUGUCAAUGAUUUUUAAAAGUAAAAAAAAAACUGUCAUUUAAUCCUACUGCCGAGAUACUUUAUGGUUUUAUAACCACACAUUAAAGUAAUCGUGAAGGAUAAUCGAUUAUUAAUUAAUUGACAGCAUUAUAAACGAUUAGUGUACUUCGUAAGUUUGUUUAAAAUUCUUAUGUUUUUAUUGUUUUUUUUUUUAUUGAUUGGAUUUAUUAUUUGUUAUAAUGUUAGUAUUGAGUUAGGUACGUUAUUGUGGUUAAGAUUUCUGAAAUCUGGCUAGAGUGUUAAAAUCAAAAUCAUUUUAUUAUAAAAAAGCAUUUUUUACGGUUUAGUAAUGGUGCUUUCUAUAAUCAAGUCAAAGCGUAAAAUGUUUUUUAACAUUGUUAAGUAUUUAUGAAAAAAAAAAUAGGAAAGUAAAUUUUAAUGUAAUAAAAUAUAUAAUAAUAUUAAAUGUAUUGUAUUACAAAUAACAACUAUAAACGACUAUCACAUUAUUGUUGUCCAAAAUAUGAACAUGUAUAAAUCGAAAUCAAUACUAAUUAUAUGUUAUUACUAGACGUACGAGUGAUAACAAGUUUUAAUAUAAUAUAUAUAUUAUAUUUAUAUGUGUUAGUGUAUAAGGUUGUAUAAGAUUUUAUUGAAUUACAAUUUUUAAUAUUAUAGAUGUUGAAAAAAUUCUCUUGAAAAAUAAAAUAUGUGUAAAAAAAUCGACAA
This is a messenger RNA of Rhopalosiphum padi (bird cherry-oat aphid), 5714 nucleotides long. RefSeq names its product glutamate-gated chloride channel (gene GluClalpha). Gene Ontology annotation, biological process: chloride transmembrane transport; chemical synaptic transmission; regulation of membrane potential. Gene Ontology annotation, cellular component: neuron projection; synapse; membrane. The record is from RefSeq and is a predicted model, not a curated record. Gene Ontology annotation, molecular function: transmembrane signaling receptor activity; extracellular ligand-gated monoatomic ion channel activity; chloride channel activity. The coding region runs from base 291 to 1706 and encodes 471 amino acids. The transcript has 10 exons. Lineage: Eukaryota; Metazoa; Arthropoda; Insecta; Hemiptera; Aphididae.